Molecule: messenger RNA, 2294 nt
Organism: Lingula anatina
Lineage: Eukaryota; Metazoa; Brachiopoda; Lingulata; Lingulida; Lingulidae
Product: potassium voltage-gated channel subfamily A member 1
Biological process (GO): protein homooligomerization; potassium ion transmembrane transport; action potential
Cellular component (GO): membrane; voltage-gated potassium channel complex
Molecular function (GO): protein binding; delayed rectifier potassium channel activity
Source: RefSeq, a predicted model, not a curated record
AUCAGAAAGCAAUGGCGUUACAUUCAAUUGGAUUACGUAGGCAAACAAACAAAGGGCCUUUCACCUGCCCAAGACGCGAUCGGUUUUGACGACUUAUAGGGAGGGUCGUACAACGGGCGCAUUUAACGGGACUGGAGCUAUAAACAUACGGUGUACCAAACAAAAAUAGCGUUUGUUUGAAUGGAUAGGACCAAAAACACCUUCUAUCAGCAUUGUCGAACAAUGCAUAAUUCAAACACAAGGAACUGCUGUUUCCCUUGGGAGACCAGGCGUGGGAUUAGUAUUGUAGUUGUUUCAAGGAUUUCCACAGCGCCGUCAAACAAUCAGCAAGGAGUUUUGGGCACUAUUGUUUAGAAUAACCAAACAACAAAGCCGUUCUUCAUUUUCGUAUCAUAAUGAAUCCUGUGGGUUUACUCGAGCUUCAUUGCUUAUUCUAAAUCGGGUGCGAAUUCAGUCGGUGAAUAGGCCCACGGACACGUAUACCGCGCAUUAAAGCAGAGAGCCACCUGUGCCCCGCUACUCUCUUAGCUCAGCCAGGUUAUUAGCUGAGGCUCGGAGUACGCACUACCCGCUCGGCAUGAGGCAGGGCUCCGCGGAGGCCGCUCCGGAGAACAUUUUCUAUCGGAAUGUCACACCUUUUAUUAGAUUAAGAAGCAGGAGCAGCCAGUGUGCAUAUCUACGAGAAGAGGAUGUAAUUAACGGGAUAAAUAUAAAUCAUGCAUUUCAGUAAUUUAACGACCAACGGCCUUGGCUCCAAAAACUUCAGCCGUAGCCGCUCUCCGACGUCGUUUGAGGUGGAGCACGACAGGGAGCUGCUCACGCAACAUGUCAGCAAUGGGACUUUUACCAUACCGAGAGACAGACUGGAAGGAUUGUUCCGGGGGGACCAAAAGAUCCGAAAACCGACUCGAUCUGAGCACACUACGCCUGUAACAGUCGAAGCGGACACCGAGGCCGAAUACCGGAGAAGGAGUAAGUCUGUUCCCCCUGAAUUUUUGGUCACCGCCGUGGCUCUCUCAAAGGACUGCAGCGGUAGCCUGAAGCACACCCCUAGCUCCGACUUAGACGAUCACUCUAGCUUCCCCCACGACUGUCUCAUUGAAAGAUGUCAGAGGAUCACCAUCAACGUCAGUGGGCAGCGGUUCGAGACCCAAUUACGAACUUUAGAACGGUUCCCCAAUACAUUACUUGGGGACCCAAACAAACGCAGAAAGUACUGGGACCCCUUUCGACAGGAGUAUUUUCUAGAUCGCCACCGGCCAACGUUUGAGGCCAUUUUGAACUUUUAUCAGUCGGGGGGUAGGCUAAAAAGGCCGAUGGAGGUGCCGCAGGAUAUUUUCAUGGACGAAAUGACAUUUUACGAGCUGGGGGACGAGAUUGUUUUAGAUUAUAAAAAGAAAGAAGGCUUCAUGCCUGAACCUGAUGUAGUGCUACCUCGGCAUCGAAUUCUCAGAGAAAUUUGGUUAUUAAUGGAAUUUCCUAGCAGCUCUAUGUAUGCACGUGUUCUCGGCCUUUUCUCCAUUAUUGUGAUUCUCGUUUCGAUCGUAACGUUUUGCUUGGAGACUUUACCCGAGUUUAAGGAUAACUCAUGCAUUAAUGUGACUGUAGUAGAUAAGGAUGGGAAUACGCAGACCUACGCCUAUAAACCGAAUUACCGAGACCCAUUUUUCAUCAUUGAAUCGUGCUGUGUUAUAUGGUUCACGUUCGAGCUCAUCAUACGCCUCAUUUCUUGCCCGAAUAAGAAGAAAUUCUGCCUCAAUAUCAUCAAUAUAUUUGAUCUCUUGGCAAUACUGCCCUACUUCGUUAUCGUUGCCGUGGUUUCCUGGCUACAAAGUUGUUCCUAUGACAGCAAAAGCGCAUCUUUGGCUUAUCUCAGAAUCCUGAGACUUCUCCGAGUGACUAGGAUUUUCAAACUCUCUAAACAUUCCCGUGGCUUACAAGUUCUGGGCCUUACUCUGAAAGCCAGCAUGAAGGAACUCGGCAUGUUCGCCAUAUUUCUGGGAAUAUCGGUAGUACUUUUCGCUUCAGUGAUGUUUUUCGUGGAAACGGAAUCCAAGGACACGAAAUUCUACAGUAUUCCCGAGGGGUUCUGGUGGGCUAUUGUCACCAUGACAACGGUGGGGUACGGGGACCUGGUCCCCAGUGGGGUGUGGGGGAAACUCGUGGGGACACUGUGUGUGAUAGCGGGUGUACUCACUAUAGCUCUUCCUGUGCCUAUCGUUGUGAAUAAUUUCAACAAUUUUUACCGGCACUCGCCGGGUCGGGGAGGAGGCGGAGACGGCGGCCUGGGAUAA